AUGCGGAACAUUUCAAGCAAGUACGUCUUUAUGAUAACUGUCUUAUGGGAAGUGGAUGCUGUUUAUGCAAGGAAUGGUGUGAAAUGUGGGGGUGUUCUUUCUGCUCCAGAAGGUAACCUGUCCACGCCCAAUUUCCCAGGACUGUAUCCUCCCUACACUGAGUGCUGCUGGCUCAUUGUUGUUUCUGAGGGAUCAACUGUACAGCUUCAGUUCCACCACUUUAACCUAGAAUACCACGAGGAGUGUGAAUAUGACUAUGUCAAAAUCUAUAAUGGAGCAUCAAAGGAUGAAGGAAACCUCCUGGGGAAGUUCUGUGGAACCAGUUUACCACCACAGCUCACAUCCUCCUGGCAUGUUCUGGCUGUACAUUUUCAUUCAGACAAACAUGUUGGCAGCUCUGGGUUCUAUGCCACCUAUAGGAAAGAUAUUUGUGGAGGAAUUCUUACUGGCCUCUCUGGAGUCAUUACAAGCCCAGAUUAUCCAGACAAUUAUCCCAACAAUGCAGAAUGCAACUGGUUUAUACGGGCAGCACCGGGCUCUACGGUAUAUCUGACCUUCACAGACUUUCAGAUGGAAAAUGAGGGGUGUAACUUUGAUUAUGUUGCAGUCUUUGAUGGCUCAGGGGCAGAGGACAACCAGGUUCGUUAUUUCUGUGGUACAACAAAGCCCCCAGAUAUAAAAUCCUCUCUCAAUGAGCUACUGGUGGUCUUCAAAUCAGACUUUAACAUUGGAGGACGGGGCUUCAAGGCUUAUUAUUACUCAGGUGAAUGUCAGGAUACAUUUACAUCUGUUAAGGGAAACAUCACCAGUCCCCGUUACCCAGACUUGUAUCCCAAUAAUAUUAACUGUCACUGGAACAUUCAUCUUCCCGCUGGCUUUCGAAUAAAGAUUUUCUUCCGCGAUCUUGACUUAGAGGAGAGAAGCAGCUUAACUAGUGGAUGUGAUUAUGAUCACCUGUCAGUGUAUGAUGGAGAAGGAGAGCAUAGUCCACUGCUGGGGAGGUGGUGUGGAAGAGAGAUUCCCCCCUCACUGAUGUCAAGCAAGAAUAAACUGCUGCUGGUACUUUCCACCGACAGAGACACAGCCAGCAAAGGCUUCUUAGCAUCAUACAUAGGGGUUGUUCCAAUUAAUGUGAGCUGUACUCGCACAGACUUCCAUAUUCAGAUCCCAAGUCAAUCUCUACCCCAGCUAGAAAGGAAUCACAUUUACCUUGGAAUGCCAAGCUGUGCCUCUCAGAUUUCUGGCACAAAUUACAAGAUCUAUGCUCGUUUUGAUACGUGUGGGACAGAACCACAGAAAAGGAACAACACCUCUGUCAUUGUGAGUGUGCUGUAUGUGGACUUCUCACGGGGAGCUCAAGAGGAUGUUCAUGAAUAUGAGAUACAGUGUGAACCCAAAAAGAAGGAGGCCUCUGUUCACAUUCUGUCCGGAGCAGACCCUUCCCAAAUGAACGGGCUGGCACAGAAUGUACCAGAUUCUCAACCAUCAGAGGCAGAGGCAGCAGAGAGUACAGAUAGAGGACAAGAUGGCAGUGACAUGGUGUUCAUUAGUAUUUGUAUCCUAGCUGGAGUUUUAAUGCUUAUAGCUGUUGUAGGACUGGUGUUACUCUAAUUUAGAUUAUAUGAAUAAGAAGGUAUGAUUUAUAGCAGAGAGGAAUAAGUACUUUGCCAGUGAACUCUUUUAAAGAAAAACUAAAGAGAAAGAGGUUAUAUGGGCCAGUCACAGGUUUGUGUAUGAAUGGUGACUAGUAUUAUGAUGUUUGUUCACUUUUUGUCUAUUUAUAUGAAUGGCAAAAGUCUACAUGAAAUGUUACUUUGUACAAAACAAUGCAAGCAAUGGAAAAUUAUAUUUACAAAAGGUGUUGUUUAAUGAAGUGUAUCAAAUAUAUAUCAAAUAAGAGCCCAAGGAGGAACAGCAUAAAGCAAACAACUGGCAACAAGGGGCCCACCCAAAGUCAUUUGUACAAUUUGUUACAACAUUUAGGGGAGCAGGGCCAUUGUCUUUCUACUGUGGGGAAAUCCCCAGUUAAGUGUAGUCCUAGCUGGUGGGGUGGGUCUGUGUAUAUAAAUAUAUAUAAAUAUAUAUGGAAGGGGAAGGCAUCUACCAACUAGGACAUGCAUGGCUUGUGGGAGAUAGGAAUUCCAUAUUUUCCUAGUGGUGUCAAGUGGUUUCUGUCUAUAAAAUGUAUAAA
Messenger RNA from Xenopus laevis (African clawed frog), 2191 nucleotides. RefSeq names its product CUB domain containing protein 2 L homeolog (gene cdcp2.L). The transcript is spliced from 6 exons. The record is from RefSeq and is a predicted model, not a curated record. Bases 1 to 1611 code for a protein of 536 amino acids. NCBI's taxonomy places the organism in Eukaryota, Metazoa, Chordata, Amphibia, Anura, Pipidae.